CGGCGGAAAUAAGUAUGUAUUUAGCGGCGUUCGCAAUGGGGGUAUCAUGUUCUCAAUACUUGCCUGGAACAGCCAUGUCUGAUGUCUCUGGAGCAUCGGUGCGGACCCACUUCCCACUUCAGAUUGCUAUAUGCACGGACAAGGGAUAACAUGAAAGUUUUUUCGUUUCGUUUCGUUUCGGGACAUGGCCAGUCUCCUGAAUUUCUUCCAUCUCUUUGCUUUCUUUGCCAGAUCUACUACCAACUACUUCUUAUUUACGUGGUCACUCUAUUCCCGCCCCACACGAGAACAGUCAGCGAUGAGUGGCUAAUAAUCUUUCCGAGACAAGUGCAACUUCGGACUUCGGACUAACACGAUGCUACCAGUAGAGGUUGAGUGAUGCGCAGCACAGAGCACCGUAAGGGAUGCCGAGCUCGAGCUCCUGAUUUCUAAACCGACCCAUGAUCCAUGGCUCGGCGGACCACUGCUGCUCAUAUCAUUGUAUGUACGUAUGUAAGUACUGCGCGCACCACCAACAUCGGAUCACUAAUUCACAGUCUCCCACUACAUCUCUUAUUUCCUUAUCACUCUAGCCUUGUAGGUAAUAGGUAUCAUACAUACGGAGGAAAGGAGAAAAAGAGCUUCAGGUAUUUCGAGCCACUACACACCGGGACCCCACCAACCCCCCCUAUAGUAGUACAUACUUCCGACGGGGUUGCAUUUUAUUUUACUCUCUUUCCUCGUAUGUAUUGCACAUAAUGUAAAACCAUGGUCGUUGGCCACCGUCCAAUGAACGAGCAUUGUAGCCCCUUCUCCUCCUCCUCCUGAGUACUCCACCUCC
Molecule: messenger RNA, 820 nt
Organism: Tricharina praecox
Lineage: Eukaryota; Fungi; Ascomycota; Pezizomycetes; Pezizales; Pyronemataceae
Exons: 1
Coding region: 448-738 (96 amino acids)
Source: RefSeq, a predicted model, not a curated record